Vespula pensylvanica (western yellowjacket) is the source of this 1059-nucleotide messenger RNA. Its product is annotated as esterase FE4-like. Lineage: Eukaryota; Metazoa; Arthropoda; Insecta; Hymenoptera; Vespidae. The record is from RefSeq and is a predicted model, not a curated record. The transcript has 6 exons. The coding region runs from base 139 to 1059 and encodes 306 amino acids.
UUGAGCUUCUCAAUAUUUCCUUGAGCGCAUUUGAUAUGUGCAACGAAGUUUUUUCAAUAUCCAGAUACAACGUCUCAAAAUAACGACUAGUACUGUUAUUUAAAAACAAAAAAGAUUAAAAAGAGUUCUUCAACAAAAAUGUUGAGAACGAUAGGAUUCAUCGCUUUGAGCGCGUUUUUCGUUUUUACAAUAGCGGAUGAUUCGACGCCAGAAAAUCCGAUAGUAGAAGCACCUGUUGGAAAGAUUCGUGGAUCGAUCUUAACAUCGAGAUUGGGUAGGAAAAUCUAUUCGUUUCGAAGUGUGAGGUAUGCCGAACCUCCAGUCGGACAACAACGAUUUCAGAUUGCCGUACCAGCAAAAGAUUGGAAUGAAACCUACGAUGCUACUGAGGAGGGUCCAGCAUGUAGUACUUUAAGUGAGACACCUAUAUCCGAAGAUUGUUUACGUUUGAAUGUCUACACAACCAAGCUGCCAUCGAAAAAUGCAAAAGGUGGAAAUUUCAAAGGUCGUCCAGUUCUGGUCUUCCUCCAUCCUGGUGGCUUCUACAUCUUUUCUGGUCAAUAUCGAUUUUUCGGACCUGAAUAUAUCAUGGAUAAGGAUAUCGUCUUGGUGACAUUGAACUAUCGGCUUGGAACUUUAGGUUUCAUAAGCACAGGAGAUUCGCUUGCACCAGGAAAUUUAGGUUUGAAAGAUCAAGUCGUAGCUCUUCGUUGGAUUCAGAGAAACAUCGCAGCAUUCGGAGGAGACCCCAACUCAGUUACUAUUGGUGGUUACAGUGUUGGAAGCAUCGCCGUGUUAUUACACAUGUUAUCGCCAAUGUCAAAAGGUCUCUUCCAUAGAGGAAUCGCGAUGAGUGGUUCUCAUAUAUCGUUAGAACCACUACCAACACAGCAGAAACAUUUAGCCAAAAAACAGGCAGAACUGUUGGGUUGUCCAACAGACACAACAGGAUCCAUUACUAGUCGUUAUUUUGAGACGUUGUAUCUGGAUAUUGAAAAAACUUCGUCGCUCACGUCGAAUGCGCUCGAGGAAAUAUUGAAACGCUCAAGGGCAGUGUAA